This is a messenger RNA of Pieris macdunnoughi, 1572 nucleotides long. The record is from the annotation of a GenBank genome assembly. Lineage: Eukaryota; Metazoa; Arthropoda; Insecta; Lepidoptera; Pieridae.
AUGGAACGAAUAACAUUGUAUGAAGAAUAUAAGUUUAUAGAGAAAAGCGAAACUGAGGUAUAUAGUAUUUGGAAAGGCGCCCAUCUAUUAUUGUUUUUCCUGGCGUUUGUGUUUGGAUCGUUCUGCACUUUUUGUUUCCAUAUGCUGAUGUAUUUAUUUGACGAGAAAUGUGUAUUGUUUCCAAAACUAUUGUCUUUGACGUCACUACGCCAGAACAUUAUUUAUGAAUUCAUUCCAGAGGAUAAAGUGAAGGCAGAAUUGUUGCCAGUGGACUUUGUCAGUACACAAUGGGUAGAAAAAAGUGCUUGCUACCUACCGACGUAUGUGCCUUUGGUUUCGGGAAUUUUUGGUCUUGUUUGGACAACUAUGUUCCUUAUGUGUUCGGCGGGAAGCCGAGUUCUUACUGGUUUGCAGAGACCAUGGAGGAUCCUUCCUCCAGUAUUUGUGUUUUCUUUGGCGAUGAGUUCUCUUUGUAUAUAUACUUCUGUCGUCACUCACUAUGGCUUACACGAUCUCUGUAUGAAGCUGAGCGAAAUUACUGGCAGCACAACCUGCACGUAUACGGUGAAUGUUGCAACGCUGGUAUAUGAGCGGCGUAUUCGUGGGGUCUAUCAAGCAACCCAUCUAACCAUCCUCUCUGCAUGGCUACAUACAGCUUGUUGGGUGCUGUCAGCACUUCUAGCUCUAUUUCGAGUAUUGCUGGCGAUCGAUUUCCAACUUGUUCGUGUCAAAGCUGAACUUACCGGAAACAUUGAUAAAUUUCUGGAAAAAAAUGAAACGCACAUUCGAACAAUCUCUCCUGAUCUUUGGGGGAUGCCAGUAUCCACUUCAGCAUCCAAAAACAGCACGAAAGUUCAUUUCCAGAAGGAAUACUUAAUUUCGAAGAGACUUCUAGGAUCCGAAUCAAGUCUAUCAGAUUUUGGUGACCAGCUAUAUCUUUCCGAUGGCUCUUCAAAGAAUUCCGAAAUGGCUUUAGUUCCUGUUGAAAAACGGAAACUUGAAAUGUAUGAAAUUUACAGCAAAGUUAGCAGAGAACAUACAUUCAUAACGCAAUUGUUGUAUAACAUUGUUGCUGAUGUAACCGAAACAUCUCCAUUUCUUAGUUUAUCCAGCAGUGUCAGUUCAAUAGAUUCUGAUAGCAGCUUACUGAGAAUUGUACGACAAUAUGGCCAGGAAAAAAUAACUUCUCGUCUAGUACUCGCUGAACGGGGCAAGACACGAGCUUUGCUUGACAUAAAAGAAGCUGAAGAGGCGGCGGUGGAUCUUAAACGGGCAUUAAAAAGCAGACUUAAUAUUCUUUACGAAAACACAACCUCAAAACUGGAAAAUCAAAGUGACGAAGGAAAACAGGAAUCUACAAGUGACCAACCGGAGUUAGGUGUUCCUAGCACAAGUAAAGAUCCAGCUAAAACAAAGAAGUCAAAUUUGAAAAAUACUGCAACUCAAACUCAUAAGAAACAACGCGAUCCAUCUGCUAAAGUUCAAAUAGAAUCAAAAACGAGUAUUAUGACUUCCGAUACUAAACUUAAUUUGGAAAAAGAAACACAAACUAAGAAAGAGAAACAAGAUUAG